Messenger RNA from Aureobasidium pullulans EXF-150, 1876 nucleotides. RefSeq lists its product as uncharacterized. Bases 205 to 1440 code for a protein of 411 amino acids. The transcript has a single exon. The record is from RefSeq and is a predicted model, not a curated record. Gene Ontology annotation, biological process: nuclear-transcribed mRNA catabolic process, no-go decay; ribosome disassembly; nonfunctional rRNA decay. Lineage: Eukaryota; Fungi; Ascomycota; Dothideomycetes; Dothideales; Saccotheciaceae. Gene Ontology annotation, cellular component: cytoplasm.
AUCGAACUACUCGUAGUAUUGUCUAUGGUAAAUUCCAGUAUCGCAAGAGCUCGUGAAAUAAGUCAAGGCGAAGAAGUUCAGUAGCAAGCCCGACAAGGCAAGAGUCACAAAAUCCACCUUCGUCAUCGUUCGCUUUCAGUCUUCGAGAAAUACACGGCCCUCUUCCAAACUUCCACUUCACCAACACAAGCAUACAAAUCCACCAUGCGUUUAAUCAAGCAAAGUAUUGAGAAGAAAGAUGGCUCGGGCAGUGCGACACUGCUCCCAGAAGAGCCCGAGGACAUGUGGCACGCAUACAAUCUGAUCAGACCGACCGACCUUCUUCGCGCCUCAGCCAUUCGCCGCGUAACCACCGAGUCCAUGACUGGUUCGAGUACCUCAAAGAGAGUGCAAACAACCCUUACUCUCCGUGUCACAUCCCUGGACUUCGACCCGCAAGCAGCCCAACUCCAUGUCAGCGGUACCGUCGCUGAAGAGAACGAGUGGGUCAAGCGCGGCUCAUACCACACCCUCGACCUCGAACUGCAACGCAACUUCACCCUCGAAAAGGCAGAUGGCUGGGACAGCAUUGCUCUUGAUAUCUUGAAAGAGUCCAUCGACCAAACACAAAAGGCUGAGCUAUGGGCCGUCGUCAUGCAAGAAGGCCUCGCCAACAUCUGUCUCGUCACAAAUCACCAGACCAUUUUGCGCCAGAGGAUCGAACUUGCCCUGCCCAAGAAGCGUCCCGGCAAGCCCAGUGCAGACCACGACAAGGCUAGCCAGCGCUUCUACUCCACCGUACUCGAGUCGCUUCUUCGACAACUCAACAUGGCCGACUUAAAACCACUACUGCUGGCAAGUCCUGGUUUCACCGCGACCGCCUUUCAACAAUACAUCAAAACUACCGCCUCCACGAAAGCCGACAAGAAUCUGUCAGCUCUUGUCUCAAAGGUCAUCGUCGCACAUUCCGCCAGCGGUCACCUGCACUCACUCGCAGAGGUUAUGGCUUCUCCUGCCGUGACAGCAAAGCUAAGCGAUACUCGAUUCGCAAAAGAGACGGCUCUCAUGGACAAGUUCUUCGACCUACUAAGAAAAGACGAUGGUCGCGCAUGGUACGGCCCGAAAGAGGUCGAGUCUGCUGUUGAAAAGGGCGCUGUGGGAAGAGGUGGUGGUGCAUUGCUCAUAUCCAACGCCCUUUUCAGAGCUCAAGAUGUCGCAGUCAGAAGACGGUGGGUAUCUCUGGUUGACAAGGUUAGCCAAGAACACGGAGGUGAUGUCAGAGUUUUGAGCAGUAUGCAUGAGAGCGGCAAGCGCUUGGAAGGUCUCGGUGGUGUGGCUGCUAUCCUCACCUUCCCCAUCGAUGACAUGGAUGAUGUUGAAGGUGGAGAAGACAUCGACAUAGAAGAGCCGGCUAAUGGAAUUGAAGGAAGACCGGGAAUGAAUGAGGAUAUCGAGAUUUAGAGCAUCAUGACAGAACGAAAUGACGAUGAGAUGAUAGACCAGAAAAAUACACUUGCAUGUCAGAUCCACGACUUCGCCUUGAAAGUGGGGAAAUCCUAUACAGCACAGCCCACCGUGGAGUUCUAGCAUCAUGCUUUUGGCCUGAGGAGGAUUCGAGCAUACUGCGCCUCGAUAUAUGAACUGCGCAUUUCUCAUGUUGAAAGAAGCAAGGAAGAAUCCACGUCCAGUUUGACUCGGCGUUUCCUCGAUGCAGCGCUAAAUCAAUGAAUCUUCCUUCAUGCUCUUGAUGGAGCAAAUCUCGCAGAAAAGUCGCGAUUUGGUCAAACUCGCGACCAACUAGACAGUUCGGCUGCAAAGCAAAUCAAAUCAUCCAAAGUACGGAUAUAUCACCAGAUAAUUAGGGUUGUUAAUCCUCGCGUGGCAGUCGAGCAGGGAG